CGAUGAUACGUUUAAUAUCUCUAAACCGAAUGUUCAAAGAAUAUUUGGAGACUUUUACUUGAAGCGUUCAGUUUUCGGAAAAGUAUAUAAUGGGAAAAAGCAGUAAAGACAAGCGAGAUGCGUAUUACCGAUUAGCAAAGGAGCAAGGAUGGAGGGCACGAUCAGCAUUCAAAUUAAUGCAAUUAGAUGAACAGUUUCACUUGUUUGAAGGUGCAAAACGCGUCGUAGAUUUGUGUGCUGCACCAGGAUCAUGGUCGCAAGUCUUGUCACGUAGAUUAAUAGAAAAUACUGACUCUACAUCCAGCAAUGAGGAACGCCCAAGAAUUGUCGCUGUGGAUCUUCAGCCAAUGGCUCCGAUAGAAGGCGUUAGCACAUUGCAGUUAGACAUCACCCAUCCAAGAACAUUAUCUACUAUUUUAUCUCACUUUGGAAACGAACCAGCAGAUUUGGUUGUCAGUGACGGUGCUCCCGAUGUUACUGGUUUGCAUGAUUUGGAUGAGUAUAUCCAAGCACAGAUUUUAUUGGCGGCGUUUAAUAUGGCUGUAUGCAUCUUGAAACCUGGUGGAAAGUUUGUCGCAAAAAUAUUCCGUGGAAGAGAUGUAUCUUUACUUUAUUCACAACUUCGACUGAUGUUUCGAAAGGUUACAUGUGCAAAACCUAGAAGUUCCCGUGCGAGUUCCUUGGAAUCUUUCGUUGUUUGUGAAGACUUUUGUCCUCCUCCUAACUUCCAACCGGAACUUUCAAAACCUCUUUGUAUAGUAGAUCCAAACUGUACCCAUGAAAUCGCUCCUUUCAUUGCUUGCGGUGAUUUGGAUAGCUAUGAUGCCGAUGCUACAUAUCCCAUUGAUUCUACAUCAAAAACAACGCCAUUAGAAGUUGUGCAACCUCCUACAGCACCACCUUAUAAACGUGCUAUGGAAUUAAAGCAUCAGGGAUUGCUAUAAGUUGAAAGGUGGAUUCUCCUUUUUCUUCAUUUCUUGUUUUAAGGUUUAUUGGCUUGUAUAUUAAUUACUUUUGUUUGAUCAUUACAUGUGGGCUCAGAGCACUCAUCUAGGAGAUAAUGUGAAUGAUCAGUCUGCUUGAGACUUUGCUUUUGUCACCCUAAUGCGUAUGCAUGCUGUGGUUUUUUGGGAAAUGGUAUACAAAAAAAGCUUCAUUUAAUAAAUUAAUUAUUUUGGUUUUUUUUUCUUACACUUGAAUACCGCUCUUUCCUUUAAAGUGCGGUAUGUAGUCUUUCUGCAUAAAGCAGGCGGAUACAUACAGCGUAAUGUUUCAGUCAACUUAUUUACAGAGGAAGCUAGAAACCA
Molecule: messenger RNA, 1307 nt
Organism: Schizosaccharomyces octosporus yFS286
Lineage: Eukaryota; Fungi; Ascomycota; Schizosaccharomycetes; Schizosaccharomycetales; Schizosaccharomycetaceae
Product: tRNA 2'-O-ribose methyltransferase
Exons: 4
Coding region: 90-944 (284 amino acids)
Biological process (GO): cytoplasmic translation; tRNA methylation
Cellular component (GO): cytoplasm
Molecular function (GO): tRNA methyltransferase activity
Source: RefSeq, a predicted model, not a curated record